UUCGCUGGCCAACAACACGCACACACCAAAAAGUGCUGGGUCGCGCGAGAAAAUUGUUGAAAAUUCAUGAAAAUUCGGUGAAAAUCACAAGGGAUAAAAUGUUCUGUGCUUGAGGGAUAUAGAAGGAUAUAGAAAGUGAGAUCUAGUGAAGCCGCGGGUGGUAUGUUACCGGAUGGCCAGGGCAGGUGGCCGAAACCGAGCUAACGGGAUAUGUGGUGCAAACGAGUGCGUGUGUGCCUGUGAGUGUGUGUGUGCAGCAGCAAAGUAGGCUAAGAAAAAGUCGCAUCGCCUGGUAUUUAUGUCGCGCUCCCGCUGGAUCGACCUCCAUCAUCAGCAGUUAGUGAAUCAUUGGAAUCGGAGGAUCCUGGGCAACCAUGUCCUGGUGGCGCCUCUAUUUGGGCCAGCUCGCCAUCCUGGUCUGUUUGGCACCGUACGUCAAUCUGCAGCCAGCCGAGAACAUCAACUACAAUCUCGUUCAUUCCUGGGCCGACAAAUUGGGCAUGGAGCUGUUUCAUCUGGGCGAUUUCAUCACCAGGCGCAAGGAGGUGCAAGAGAGUUUCAAGGAUGCGAAAGUCGUUUCGCGCAAUGGAGCCUCCAUCGUCGAUUCGAUGGCCAAGGAAAUCGAAAUGAUGAUGGACCUCAAAGUCAGUGCAGUGAGGCGCAUUAUGGACACGGCUGAGAAUACGGCUCUGUCGCAUCAGAACGAAAAGGCGGACAAGAUGUUCUCCUACUACAGUGCCAAGGAAAUGCUGGAGCCCGGCGAUCCCGUACCACCCAUUCCCACCCCGGCGCCCGAUAUGGACAAGGAUAUAGGCGAACCCCUGAUCUAUGUCCAGCCGAAGGUGGUGGUCCUGGAACCGCGUCCAGAAUUCCACAACACUCCGGUCAACUUCAGCGUCAGCUCGGUCCACGUGCCAGUCAAUGUGUUCGAUCGAGCACCGGAUGUGAUUAAAGCAAUUCAGUGGUCGGAGAAUUUGGAUCAGAUAUUCCGCGACAAUUACAAAAACGAUCCGACAUUGUCGUGGCAAUUCUUUGGCAGUUCGACGGGCUUUAUGCGUCAAUUCCCGGCAUCGAAGUGGCGAAAGGACGUGCCGGUCGAUCUAUACGAUUGCCGACUACGAUCCUGGUACAUGGAGGCGGCGACGAGUCCGAAGGAUAUUGUUAUCCUGAUGGAUGGAUCCGGUUCAAUGUUGGGACAGAGGCUAGAUAUCGCAAAGCAUGUUGUCAAUACGAUACUCGAUACAUUAGGUACAAAUGACUUUGUGAACAUCUUCACCUUUGAUAAGGAAGUGAGCCCAGUGGUUGGAUGUUUCGACGAGACACUGAUUCAAGCAACUCUGGGCAACAUACGUGAACUGAAAGAGGGGAUUGAACUGUUUUCACCCAAAUCGAUAGCCAAUUAUACCGCUGCAUUGACAAAGGCAUUCGAGAUAUUGGAAGAUGCCAAGUUGAAUUCGCGCGGGGCGCAGUGCAAUCAGGCGAUCAUGAUCAUUGGCGACGGGGCGCCGGAGAACAAUCGCGAGGUCUUCGAGUUGCACAAUUGGCGGGAUCCGCCGUACAAGCCGGUCCGCGUGUUCACCUACCUGAUUGGCAAGGAGGUGGCCAAUUGGGAUGAUAUACGGUGGAUGGCGUGCGAGAAUCAGGGCUACUACGUCCACCUUAGCGACACCGCCGAGGUGCGCGAGAUGGUCUUGAAUUACAUACCGGUUAUGGCCAGGCCGCUCGUCUUGGGCAGGCACGAUCAUCCGGUGAUCUGGUCGCAGGUCUAUGCGGACAUCGAGGACACUAAGCUCUCCGACUACCUGUGGGACAUCAGCCAGUGCGAGUACCAGAAGGCGGACGUCCUCCAGUUUUGGCAGGUGCGCGACCGGAUGCUGGAGCCCAUCGAAAUGCACCGCCGGAAGUACAGAAGGAUGAAGGAGACCUGGAAACAGCCCGUGGACUCGAAUGUGUACCAAUUCAUGACCACCGUAUCGAUGCCCAUCUACGAUCGUCGUGAGAAUGCGAAUAUCACCGAAGAAGUUUUAAUAAAUGAAGCACUCUGGGAAUUGCAAACACGUGAGACUAAGAUUGCGAAUAUAUUGGGCGUGGCAGGCACGGAUGUGCCCAUUAAUGAAAUCAAAAAGCUGCUGUCGCCGUUCACGCUUGGCGUGAAUGGCUAUGCGUUUAUAGUAACCAACAAUGGUUAUGUACUAUUCCAUCCAGACUUUCGUCCAAUUUUCCAAGGAUACAUAUUAAAGCCAUCAUACAAUAGCGUUGACAUGAUUGAAGUCGAGCUGUUGGAUGACGAUCGGGCCGCCAGAGACUUUAAUCCACUGCUGAUGACGAUAAGAGAUUCUAUAAUCAAUCAAUCGACAGGCAGCAAAUGGAUGUUGGUCAAGAAUCAUUUCGAUGAAAUGAAACGGGUGGCUCGCAUAAAGCGGCAAUAUUAUUGGACAGCCAUUAAGAAGACGCCUUUCACUCUGGUAAUUUCCUAUCCGGAGCAAUAUGGCGUGAGCCACAUGGACAUUCGGGCCGAUCAGGAGAUCCAUCGAAUAAGCAUUAAGGGCACGAACUUACGCAACGUCUUUAGUGGCAAGCGCUGGAAAAUACAUCCCGAUUGGCUAUUCUGCAAGCACAGCAACAGGACAUUCAAAACGCCAGAGAUCGAACUGCUGUACUUUCUCGAGCGAAUGUCUGAGCCUGGCUGGCGAUGGCCGGGAAGUCGGAGUGCAAUGCCACCGGAACACGCGGCUGCCAUGUUUUCUAACAACUCAUCAACUGGCCGUUAUCCAUCAAUCAAUGAAAAAGAAAGAUACUAUUGCGAUCGGCAGCUGAUGCAAGCUCUGGUUUUCGAUGCUCGAGUCACCGGAUGGUUCUCCAACAACACCAGCUUCAAUUCCAAGGACGACAAGGGCACGAGCGCAUCAAGCCCAAUAGCCGUUCUAAUGGGUUUGCUGCCAAGAAACGAAUUCAAGCAGCGAUUUGGCGUCACCGUCGCCUUCUUGGCCACCCACAGUGGUCUCACCCGCUGGCACGAGUUCCACUCGAAUGCUGCCGAAGAAUCUGGAGCCGGCGAGACUUUCAGCCAGAACAACACUCGGGCCAUCGAUGAGAUUUGGUACAAGCGAGCCGUGGACCAACACUUUGUUAGGGAGGAGAGCUUCGUUUACUCCGUGCCCUUCGAUGCGGGUGAGAGCAAUUCGGAGAUCCUGGUGACGGCCAGCCACGCUGUUUUCCACAAUGAAGGCGGCAAAACUGCACCCGCGGCAGUUGUGGGCUUCCAGUUUCAGCACUCGGCGCUCUACAAACUCUUCCACAACAUCACCGGCAAUGCCUGUGCCGUGGAUGACAAAGACUGCUAUAUUCUGGACAACAAUGGCUAUGUGGUGAUAUCGACGCGAGUCCACGAAACGGGGAGAUUCUUCGGGGAGGUUAACGGAGCCAUCAUGAAGCGUCUGCUGGAGGAGAAUGUCUACAAACAGGUCACCGUUUACGAUUACCAGGCGGUGUGCUUCGAGUCCAAGAGUGAUAACAACGCCUCCAGCAUGUUGCUUUCGCCAAUUUUCCAUGUGCUGCGCGUGGGCAAAUGGCUGCUGCAUACGGCGCUGUGGUAUAUUGUACAACUGUUGCAGUGGGCGCCCGGGGUGUCCAGCCAUUACGCGGACAUGUACGGUGACUCCAAUGAGACGGAGCCACCGGCGCCGCCGCCGGAGGACCAUGGCCGCAAUGGGAACGGCCAUGGGAAGAAGGACAAGGACUACUGGCUGCGCUACCUGACGCUCCACCGCACCAGACUCAAGCCGUGCGACAUGAAGCGCGAGCUGUACACACUGUUCAAGGAGAAGGACAACGUUGUCUACAAUAUGACAGCCCAUGCAUGUGAGCGGCCAUUUGUCGUCCUGCCCAUACCGUUCAGCAACCUCAUCCUGCUGGUGAUCGACCAGCUGUGUCCCAGGGACGCCACCGUCAUGCUCACGGUCAAUCCGCAGCCGAUCGACUACCCCUUGGCGAUCAAUGAAACGCUGGCCUGCUACAAGCACGCAAGGGAGUUCAACCGCAUGCGACCCCACAGCUGCAUCAGUCGGCACGCGAACGAGAGCGGCAUCAAGCUGUGCGGCAAGGCGUGUUCGAUCUACGCAAAUCUGGGGCUGCUGCUCCUCUGCCACAUACUUAGUCGCUGGCUGUAACGUCGGCCGAUGGACUUAGCUUAGUUCUAGGCAAUAUGUUUUUGUAUUAUAUACGAAGGGCAAUCCAGGAGGUGGGAAUUUUUUACUCUAACGCUUGAGCGCAGUUCAAUAUUUUUGGUCACCUAGAGAAACUUUUCCAAAUUAGUUGUUAAGUAGCUAAAUAUGAGUAUCCGUAUCCGUUUCGAGCGGACACAGUGAACGCGGACAGUGUGUGCCGCCUGCGAUGGACGCGGCGCUGGGCUUAUUGUAGACCUUCCAAUAGACAGGACAAACACACAUAUAUUUAUUGCCUAUAUAUUAUAUAUAUUGUAUACAUGCGUAUAACUGAAAAUUCCAACAACGGCCUUAAACGACUUGCGAACCUUUAAAUAAGCUGAAUGCAAAGCGCCGUCGUCAUCCGGGCGAUAAAAUUAUGGCACACACUGUACCCAAUGCCGACUACUGCCCAUGGUUAUGUGUGUGAGUGAGUGAGUGUGUGCGAGUGUGUGGGUGCGUGUGUGCAGGUGUGAAGGUGUGCGUGUGGAGGUGUGAGUGUUGAUCCUAAUCUAAGAAGGCCACAUUUGUAAGUAACACCUAGCUACGAGUUUAUGUUUAAAGAACGGAUCAAGAAACCUAUCGAUAAAGGCGAAUAAUGGAACCAUUUAAUUAUAUAUAUACACACACACACACACAUACGAUAAUACGAUAUAUACCUACGAGUACGCCCGGUACAUGCUAACUAAUUUAAGUAGCUUUUGUAUAUUUGCUUAGCUUAGCCCAAAGAAACACUAACCGAAAGUUCAGCCUCGGAGCCUUGGAAAACUACAUACUUUUAUAGACAUUCGUUAAAAGAUGAUAUGUAAGCCACUAAACAGAAACCGAAACCAAAAUGAAAAUGAAAAGCGAGAAAAACCGAUUUAAAGGCAUUGUUUUUAUAUACACUGAUGAUGACGAUACCUAGCAUUACCCACAAGUACCUACAUAUAUGAGAAAUACUUUUUAUUACUAACUACUUGAUACGAGCCACAGAACUGAGCCGAGGUCGGAGACGAUUGAGUAAAAGCAACAGCAUCUAGUGACUAAAUAAAAUAAAUUAUUAAUAAUACUACACUUAAACAUUGACUAGUUGAAAUUUACCAAGACAAAAACUAUCGUACAUCUAGACAAACUCUCGAACGAGAGGAUCUCUCCUCCGAUCGGAACAGAUCUUGCUAAGCUUUAGCCCCACAUCUCCCCAUGGUAGUUUAAUCAACUUGUGCCAUUCGAACUGCCUAGAAUUUGUUAUUAACUAUUUAAUAUUGAACUCAUAAGCGCCGUUUUAGAUGCGACUAACCGGGAAAUCUGUUAAUCCUCUCGCAGGUUGUUUCAUUCCUUUAUUCAUUUUGUACAUUCCUGCCCGAUUGAGACCGCUCGAUUCGAAUGUAGGGUGAAGCAAAUAUCAAACUAAAACCAAGCUUGCAGGCCUCUUCACCAGGACAUUAAGCCCGAUCUCAGAUUUAAACUCUCCUCACGAACAAAAGAAACAAUACACACUCGCUGGCAGCCACAAUUGUACUACAUACAUAUACAUAUUUCGAAUUCAAUCAAAUACAAGUAAAACCAUUUGUCUAAUGUGCUAAAAGAAGAAACUGAUAAUAAACACAAAAUAAUUUCGAAAAUCAAA
Drosophila ficusphila is the source of this 5811-nucleotide messenger RNA. It is a transcript of the gene stj, whose product is annotated as voltage-dependent calcium channel subunit alpha-2/delta-3. The transcript is spliced from 24 exons. The record is from RefSeq and is a predicted model, not a curated record. Gene Ontology annotation, cellular component: voltage-gated calcium channel complex. NCBI's taxonomy places the organism in Eukaryota, Metazoa, Arthropoda, Insecta, Diptera, Drosophilidae. The coding region runs from base 375 to 4169 and encodes 1264 amino acids. Gene Ontology annotation, molecular function: voltage-gated calcium channel activity.